Colletotrichum lupini is the source of this 1182-nucleotide messenger RNA. RefSeq lists its product as uncharacterized. Bases 1 to 1182 code for a protein of 393 amino acids. Gene Ontology annotation, biological process: carbohydrate transport; transmembrane transport. The transcript has a single exon. Gene Ontology annotation, cellular component: membrane. Gene Ontology annotation, molecular function: carbohydrate:proton symporter activity. NCBI's taxonomy places the organism in Eukaryota, Fungi, Ascomycota, Sordariomycetes, Glomerellales, Glomerellaceae. The record is from RefSeq and is a predicted model, not a curated record.
AUGUACCAGAGCGAGAUUAGCACGCCAGAGACCCGCGGGUUCAUGGUGUCGAUACAUGGUGUAAUGAUUGGCGUGGGCUAUUCGCUGAGCUCUUGGAUCAAUUUCGGCGUGUACUUCAUCACGGCAUCCGGCUCUACAUCAAGCUUUCCUUGGCGCUUUCCCAUGGCUUUCCAGGCAGCACCCGUCGUAAUUCUUCUUGCUGGGUCCUUUAUGCUACCUUACUCUCCAAGAUGGCUCAUGCGAAAGGGGAGAUUCGAAGAAGCCCAUAUCGUGUUGAAACGCUUGCAUGCAUCCAACGACGAAGCCUCCAUCGAGCGCGUUGCCAAGGAAUUUCACCAAAUUCGACGGCAAGUCGAACAAGACCAAGAGAGCCAGGAUGGCAUCGUCUGGUACGAGCUUUUGCGGACUGCACCAAAUCGCAAGAGGACCAUCAUCGCCAUGAUUCUCAUGUGGGGGGCCCAGCUCACCGGAACCCUUGUUCUAGCCAACUAUGGCGUUCUCCUGUUCAUCAGUCUUGGCCUGAAGGGUUACAUGCCAUUGCUCCUUCUCGGAAUCUGGGUUACAGUUGGCUUCCUCGGAAACAUCAUUACGGCACUUUUUCUCGACCGCUUCGGCCGCCGCAAGUUUCUUCUCGUGGGAAUCUCUGGCAUCCUGGUCUCGCUCAUUUGUGAAUGCGCCUUGCAGGCCAGAUGUCUCGGUACAGACAACAUUGCAGGUCUGAAUGCUGCCGUCUUUUUCAUCUAUCUCUUCAUCGCAUUCUUUGGGUGCUGCAUAGAUGCGACGCAGUUCGUGUAUCUGACAGAGAUCUUCCCGAACCACAUUCGCAGCCAGGGAAGCGCCUUUUGCAUCGUCAACAGCGCUCUAGCAUCGCUGGUCAUGCUCAUGGUCGCACCGAUUGCCCUGGAGAAAAUCACCUGGAGGUUCUUCCUUGUUCUCAUUGUACCUACAGCAUGCUACCUGUUGGUCAUUUUUCUCUACUUCCCCGAGACUUCCAAGAAGUCUCUCGAAGAUAUUAACGAGGCCUUUGGCGAGAAAGUGGCUGUCCACUACACCCACGCUACUCGGGCUGAGGAAGAGGAGUACAGAAAGGCUGCCGACCAUGAGAUGGAUUCCAACAUCAAUAGUACGCCAAAAGAUGAUGGCGUCGUACAUCAUGUGGAAAGGUCUUCAGGUUAUGUUUAA